This is a messenger RNA of Terrapene triunguis (Three-toed box turtle), 8273 nucleotides long. RefSeq names its product protein tyrosine phosphatase receptor type S (gene PTPRS). The transcript has 34 exons. Bases 242 to 6016 code for a protein of 1924 amino acids. Lineage: Eukaryota; Metazoa; Chordata; Testudines; Emydidae. Gene Ontology annotation, biological process: protein dephosphorylation. The record is from RefSeq and is a predicted model, not a curated record. Gene Ontology annotation, molecular function: protein tyrosine phosphatase activity; protein binding.
AGGGAGCUGGAGCCGCAGUGUCCCCCGCGCGCCCCCUCCUCCGCGCAGCAUCCGCAGCCGGGAGCCGAGCGGGUCCGGGGGAGGAGGGGGCUGCCCGGGAUUAAUGCGCCUCCUCCGGCCGGACGGCGGGCGAGGAUGUGAGCGGGCAGCCCAGCCGCCAGGUGCUGACGUCCCUUUGGAGGUUCUGUGAGUUUCGCUGAACUGGGGCCUUCCUGGCUGGGGUGGGAGGUCGUUGCCAAGAAUGAGGAUCCUUUGCAGCCCGGGAAUGUCUUCGCUGGUCCCUCUCGUGAAACUCCUCUCCUUGCUUCUGAUUGGCUGCGUGUCUGAAAGUCCCCCUGAGUUCAUUAAAAAACCAGUGGACCAAAUCGGUGUGUCAGGAGGCGUGGCUUCUUUUGUAUGCCAAGCAACUGGGGAUCCCAAGCCCCGGGUCACCUGGAACAAGAAGGGGAAGAAAGUGAACUCGCAGAGAUUUGAGACCAUUGAAUUUGACGAGAGCGCAGGUGCUGUCCUGAGAAUCCAGCCCCUCCGGACUCCCAGGGACGAGAACGUCUACGAGUGCGUCGCCCAGAAUGCUCACGGGGAGAUCACCGUCCAUGCUAAGCUCACCGUUCUCCGAGAAGACCAGCUGCCUUCCGGCUUCCCAAACAUUGACAUGGGACCCCAGCUGAAGGUGGUCGAGCGUACACGGACGGCCACCAUGCUGUGCGCAGCCAGUGGGAACCCAGACCCGGAGAUCACAUGGUUCAAAGAUUUCCUGCCCGUCGACCCCAGCGCCAGCAAUGGGAGGAUAAAGCAGCUGAGAUCAGGUGGUCUGCAGAUUGAGAGCAGUGAAGAGACUGAUCAGGGGAAGUAUGAAUGUGUGGCCAGCAACAGCGCCGGGGUGCGCUACUCUUCACCCGCUAACCUUUACGUGAGAGUUCGCCGGGUGGCACCUCGCUUCUCCAUCCUGCCCGUCAGCCAUGAGAUCAUGCCCGGGGGUAACGUCAACAUCACCUGCGUGGCAGUGGGUUCGCCCAUGCCGUAUGUCAAGUGGAUGCAGGGGGCAGAAGACCUGACGCCUGAGGAUGACAUGCCGGUGGGCCGCAACGUCUUGGAGCUCACUGACGUCAAGGACUCGGCCAACUACACCUGCGUGGCCAUGUCUAGCCUGGGGGUGAUAGAGGCUGUGGCUCAGAUCACAGUGAAAUCGCUGCCCAAGGCUCCCGGGACGCCCGUGGUAACAGAAACCACGGCAACCAGCAUCACCAUCACCUGGGACUCGGGGAACCCUGACCCUGUGUCUUACUACGUCAUCGAGUACAAGUCCAAGAGUCAGGAUGGCCCUUACCAGAUCAAAGAGGACAUCACUACCACGCGUUACAGCAUCGGAGGACUCAGCCCCAACUCGGAGUAUGAGAUCUGGGUGUCUGCCGUCAACACCAUCGGGCAGGGGCCUCCCAGCGAGUCCGUGGUGACCCGCACCGGGGAGCAGGCGCCAGCUAGUGCUCCUCGCAGCGUCCAGGGGCGGAUGCUGAGCGGCACCACCAUGAUCAUCCAGUGGGAGGAACCGGUGGAGCCCAACGGGCAGAUCCGCGGCUACAGGGUGUAUUACACCAUGGAGCCGGACCAGCCGGUGAGCAACUGGCAGAAACACAAUGUAGACGACAGCCUCCUGACCACAGUGGGCAGCCUCUUGGAGGAUGAAACCUACACCGUCCGGGUCCUGGCCUUCACUUCCGUGGGAGAUGGGCCUCUCUCUGACCCCAUCCAGGUCAAAACACAGCAAGGAGUUCCUGGGCAGCCGAUGAACUUCCAAGCGGAAGCCAGGACGGAGACCAGCAUCAGAGUGUCGUGGAGCCCUCCCCGGCAGGAGAUCAUUGUGAAGUACGAACUCGGCUACAGGGAAGGAGAUCGCGGCAGGGAGGUGUUGAAGACCUUUGACCCGACGACCUCGUUCACAGUGGAAGGUCUGAAGCCCAACACUGAGUAUGUCUUCCGGCUGGCUGCCCGCUCGGCUCUGGGCCUGGGGGCCUACACCCCGGAGGUCAGGGAGCGGACCCUGCAGUCUAAACCGUCUGCCCCCCCUCAAGACAUAAAAUGCGUCAGCACCAGAUCCACUGCCAUUCUGGUAAGUUGGCGGCCUCCGCCGGCCGAGAGCCAAAACGGUGUCCUGGCUGGAUACAGCGUCCGCUAUCGAGCGCUGGACUCUGAGGACACGGAACUUAAGGAGGUGAAUGAUAUCCCCCCAACCACCAAUCAGAUCCUCCUGGAACAGCUGGAAAAGUGGACAGAAUAUCGCAUCACCGUGGUGGCGCACACGGAGGUGGGGCCAGGCCCGGAGAGCUCGCCAGUCGUCGUCCGAACAGACGAAGAUGUGCCCAGCGCCCCACCUCGUAAAGUAGAGGUGGAGGUUCUGAACUCAACGGCCAUCCAAGUGUUCUGGCGCUCUCCAGUCCAGAACCGCCAGCACGGGCAGAUCCGUGGCUAUCAGGUCCACUAUGUGCGCAUGGAGAACGGAGAGGCCAAGGGGUUGCCCCAGAUCAAGGAUGUCAUGCUGGCUGAUGCCCAGUGGGAAACAGAUGACACUGCUGAAUAUGAAAUGAUCAUUGCUGGGCUCCAGCCCGAGACCUCGUACUCCAUCACGGUGGCGGCUUACACCAUGAAAGGGGACGGCGCCCGCAGCAAACCCAAACUGGUCACGACCAAGGGUGCAGUUCCAGGGAAGCCCAUCCUGUCCGUGCAUCAGACUCAGGAGAAUUCUCUCCUGGUGAAAUGGGAGCCUCCCUUGGAUGCCGAGGGCCAGGUCAUGGGCUACCGGCUCCAGUUCGGUCGACAGGACAUCGACCCCCUAUCCACCUUGGAGUUCACGGCCCAGGAGGAUAAGUACACCGCCACCAACAUCCACAAGGGCGCCACGUACGUUUUCAAGCUGGCUGUGAAAAGCCGGGCUGGCUUUGGGGAAGAGGCCGUGCAGGAGCUGACCAUCCCCGAAGACAUCCCCCAAGGUUACCCCCAAAUCCUUGAGGCGAGCAACAUCACCUCCAUGUCGGUCCAGUUCAACUGGCUGCCCCCCGUGCUGGCCGAGAGGAACGGAGCCAUUGUCAAGUACACCGUGGCCUACCGGGAAGCCGGUUCCCCCGGCAACCCCUUGGAAAAAGACCUGUCCCCCUCCCCCGAGAACUCAUACACGCUCAACGGCCUCAAACCCAACACCGCCUACGACGUUAAAAUCCGGGCUCACACCAGUAAAGGGCCCGGGCCAUACAGCCCGACCGUCCAGUAUCGGACGUUCCUACUGGACCAAGUUUUACCCAAAAACUUCAAGGUGAAGAUGGUGAUGAAGACCUCCGUCCUUUUGAGCUGGGAGUUCCCCGAGAACUACAACUCUCCCAUCCCCUACAAGAUCCAGUACAACGAGCUGAACAUCGACGUGGACGGCCGCACCACCAAAAAGCUCAUCACCAAUCUGAAGCCCCGCACGUUUUACAACUUUGUCCUGACGAACCGGGGGAACAGCAUGGGCGGUCUGCAGCAGAACGUGGCGGCCUGGACAACCACGGACAUGCUGACCAAGAAGCCGGAGGUGACUCACAAGGCCGACGCGGAUGGCAACGUGGUGGUGAUCCUGCCGGACGUGAAGAGCUCGGUGCCUGUCCAGGCUUACUACAUCGUGGUGGUGCCUUUAAAGAAAUCGAGGGGGGGCCAGUUCGUGAACUCCGUGAGCAGCCCCGAGGAGAUGGACCUGGAAGAGGUGAUUCAGGACAUUUCUAGGCUUCAGCGCCGGAGCCUCCGUCAUUCCCGGCAGCUGGAUUACCCCAAGCCAUACAUCGCUGCCCAUUUCCGCACGCUGCCCUCCCACUUCAUCCUGGGGGACCUGAAACACUACGACAACUUCGAAAACAAAGCCCUGGAGCCAGGACACAAAUACGUCCUCUUCAUCCUGGCAGUGCUGCAGGACUUGGAAGCGACAUUCGCAGCUAGUCCUUUCUCCGACCCAAUCCAGCUGGACAACCCCGACCCGCAGCCAAUCAUCGACGGAGAGGAGGGCUUGAUAUGGGUCAUCGGGCCAGUCCUCGCCGUGGUCUUCAUCAUCUGCAUCGUCAUCGCCAUCCUGCUCUACAAAAACAAACGGAAAGACUCCGAGCCGCGGACGAAAUGUCUCCUGAACAACGCUGAGAUCGCUCCUCACCACCCCAAGGACCCGGUGGAGAUGAGACGCAUCAACUUCCAGACUCCAGAUUCUGGUCUGAGCAGCCCUCUCAGUGACCCUGAGUUUGACUUUGAAAGUAUGCUCAACCACCCACCAAUCCCCAUCUCCGAGUUGGCAGAACACACGGAGCAUCUCAAAGCCAACGACAACUUGAAAUUAUCCCAAGAGUAUGAGUCCAUUGACCCUGGCCAGCAAUUCACCUGGGAGCACUCGAACCUUGAAGUGAACAAGCCCAAAAACCGCUAUGCUAACGUGAUCGCCUAUGACCAUUCCCGCGUCAUCCUGCUGCCCAUUGAAGGGAUUGUGGGGAGCGACUACAUUAACGCCAACUACAUCGAUGGCUACCGGAAGCAGAACGCCUACAUCGCCACACAGGGCCCUCUGCCGGAGACCUUUGGCGACUUCUGGCGGAUGGUGUGGGAGCAGCGCUCAGCGACGGUGGUGAUGAUGACGAAGCUUGAGGAGAAGUCACGGAUCAAGUGUGACCAGUACUGGCCUGGCCGGGGCACGGAGACCUAUGGGAUGAUCCAAGUGACCUUACUAGACACUAUCGAAUUGGCCACGUUCUGCGUUCGGACGUUCUCCCUUCACAAGAAUGGCUCCAGUGAGAAGAGAGAGGUGCGCCAAUUCCAGUUCACAGCAUGGCCCGACCAUGGCGUCCCUGAGUACCCUACCCCGUUCCUGGCUUUCCUGAGAAGGGUCAAAACCUGCAACCCUCCUGACGCUGGCCCGAUCGUAGUGCACUGCAGCGCGGGAGUUGGACGGACAGGCUGUUUCAUCGUGAUUGAUGCCAUGCUGGAGAGGAUAAAGCAUGAGAAGACAGUGGACAUUUAUGGGCAUGUCACCCUCAUGAGGUCGCAGCGGAACUACAUGGUCCAGACAGAAGACCAGUACAGCUUUAUACACGACGCCUUGCUGGAGGCCGUCGCUUGCGGUAACACAGAAGUCCCAGCCAGGAAUCUCUACACUUACAUCCAGAAACUGGCGCAGAUAGAGGUGGGGGAGCACGUGACAGGCAUGGAGCUGGAGUUCAAGCGACUUGCCAACUCCAAAGCCCACACUUCCAGGUUCAUAAGCGCCAACCUCCCGUGCAACAAAUUCAAGAAUCGCCUUGUCAAUAUCAUGCCAUACGAGACCACCCGGGUCUGUCUUCAGCCCAUCAGGGGAGUGGAGGGCUCAGACUAUAUCAAUGCCAGUUUUAUCGAUGGAUACAGACAACAGAAAGCCUACAUUGCCACUCAAGGGCCGCUGGCAGAGACCACGGAGGAUUUCUGGCGGAUGCUCUGGGAGAACAACUCCACCAUCGUGGUGAUGUUGACCAAGCUGCGAGAGAUGGGUCGGGAAAAGUGCCAUCAGUAUUGGCCCGCUGAGCGGUCAGCACGGUACCAGUACUUUGUGGUGGAUCCCAUGGCUGAAUACAACAUGCCUCAGUAUAUCCUUCGAGAAUUCAAGGUUACUGAUGCCAGGGAUGGUCAGUCCCGAACCGUCCGUCAGUUCCAGUUCACUGACUGGCCCGAACAAGGUGUGCCAAAAUCAGGAGAGGGUUUUAUCGAUUUCAUUGGACAGGUGCAUAAGACAAAGGAACAGUUCGGUCAGGAUGGGCCAAUUUCUGUCCACUGCAGCGCCGGAGUGGGCAGAACUGGGGUGUUUAUCACACUGAGUAUCGUCCUGGAGAGAAUGCGUUAUGAGGGUGUUGUAGAUAUUUUCCAGACAGUUAAGAUGCUGCGAACACAACGACCAGCUAUGGUGCAGACAGAGGAUGAAUAUCAGUUCUGUUACCAGGCAGCUCUGGAGUAUCUGGGAAGUUUCGAUCACUAUGCAACCUAAAAAGCCAUCCGCCUUGCAGACUCCGCCCACCACUUCAGCCCUGGAAGGCCUCUCCUGGCCCGGGAGGAGUGCUCGGACUUAUAAACCCGACUCAGAAGAAGUCCCUUUUCAUUUGGACCAUGCAGUGGGGAGCGGGGGAAGGAUUUGAAAGGAACGCCCCUUCAGGAACUCCCAUGUUGUAACCCGGAACGUGACAAGGCAGCUCAGCAGGGCACUGAGGGAUGAUUUUAAGUGGUGAACUGCUCUGGUUACCUCGCGUGGUGUUUGCUGUGGAGGGCAGAUGGACAUCCUCAAACUGAUCCAAAAGCUAAACACGCCCCGUGUGAAAUGUUACCACUGAAGGGAGAGGAGAGGGCUGGAAAAGAGCAGAAAACCAGCUUUGGUUACAUCAUCAGAGUUCAGUUUAUUUACUAAUCUAGUUGGCGAUCUUUAAAGGAAGUCACUUGCAGAGUUGAAGGUGCUGUGUAAAAAAAUAUAUAUAUAUAAUUUAAAAAAUCUCAAAUAAACCUCAGUCUCAUCAUCAGGCUGAUUCAGGGCUUAUCGGCCCCUUGCCAACACCAUUCCCUCAAUGCCUCCGCCCCCCAAGAGGUUUUAUAGCUCAUCUUUUGAAUACUUGGAACAUUCCUCCUAAUCCCCACAUUUAUUUUUUUUAGGCUAUUUAAAGGGAAAAAGUGGCUGUACACUAGGGAUCCCCUACCUGGGGCACAGAGCUGAGGUGUGGUCAGGCAGAGACGGGCUCUUCCCGGGCUGGGUAUAACGACUGUUGGUUCUCUUCUCCCCUUUUCAGCUCAUCCAGACGCACACUCAGGCGCUGCUUUGAAUGAGACGUGUUUGAGCUGUACAGAAAUAGAACUUCUUUCCAUAUUAAACCACCCCCUUCUGCACACAGCUGUUCGUUUUUCCCCGGGGUGGGGGAGGGAGCAUUUUUGAAUGGAGCCCUUACAGGGCUGAUACUAAAGAAGCCUCUGUAAGAGAUUCAUUCCCAAUAAGCUAUUGCUGCCAACGCCCCACCUCCAAUACAACAGAUCUCAGAGACGCUCUGGUGCCAGGCCUUGUCACUCCAAGUUCAUAGGCACAGCUAUGAACAUGCCCUCGCUGUAUAAUAAUUUGGAAAGAUCAAGCAAGAUGCAGUCAGUGGCAUAUGCUGUGACUUCUUUAAAGUAUCGAUGUAACUGUAACAAGUGACAUUACCUUUUUUUUAAAUAGUGUAUUUUUUCCUUUUUUUAAAAAAAAAAACAAAGAAUAUCAGUCAAUGAAUUUAAAAGAAAAAUUUGCUUAUUUGUUCAUAUUAUGUUCAAAGACAGUCUAUUUUUUCACUGUAGAAAUGUUACGUGUAAUGGCUGUGAUAUAUAAAAAUGCAGUGCAAAUUGCUACUUCUCCAUAUUGCUUUUCUACCAUUUAAAAGGUUUAACUUGCUCACGUAAGAACAAAAUGUCUCUUUAUUUUAAAUCUCAGACAUAUCAGGUGUCUCUGGAAGGGCGUGAGGUUAGCGGGCUGGCUUAGAUGUGGUUGUUAGUACCAACUCACGCCCCCCUCCUCCUAUGGCCAUGUUGCCUGCCCUUCCCAGGGCCAGUGGUGAAUUGGGAGAUUAAAUAAUACCAGUGUCUUAUGACUGAAGUAGAGAGAGAGGAAUCUCAGAGCCAUGGCGGGCAGGUGCCCACAGACACACACGUACAGUUUUUAAACAUUAGAUCAACAACAGAAUAAUGGGUAUUGUAAUAACAGCCCAAGACUCUUCAUGCAGUGGGCCAUGUGUCAAAUAGGCCAGCAGUUGUACAUGAAAAGGAAUUGUGUUGCCAAAGUGCGGUGAAGAGAGUGCGUCAUGAAGCAGAGACGCUGCCCCAAUAACUACUCUCCCUUGAUUAUUAUUUUUAAUGAUUUUCUAGAGAGGUAAACAUGGCCACAAGCUGGUACUGUUGGGAUGAGCUAAAUGCAACCGAACUGCUACACCCCCCCCCCCCCCCAAAAUCAACCUAUGUCCUGUCUUGAAAGGGGGGAAAAAGGCUUCUUUGAGAUUUUACUUCCUACUUGUGUGAAAGUUUCCCAAAUUUCUAAGUAUGUUGCAGCAAAAUCUUAUUGGGAGAGGGUUUUUUUUUUUUGGGGGGGGGGGGGGGAGGAGAGAAAUACGUUUUUUCUUUGUAUGAGAGCAAAGUGCUGUUGCUUUCACACUGUUAUUUCAAACUGAAUCAGUAAGUGGUUUUCAGACCACUGUGUAUGUAGAUAUAUUGACUUUGUAUUAAAGGAAGAUUGUCUGAAA